Erinaceus europaeus (western European hedgehog) is the source of this 2412-nucleotide messenger RNA. It is a transcript of the gene CSNK1E, whose product is annotated as casein kinase 1 epsilon. Gene Ontology annotation, cellular component: nucleus; cytoplasm. The transcript has 10 exons. Gene Ontology annotation, biological process: peptidyl-serine phosphorylation; signal transduction; endocytosis. Gene Ontology annotation, molecular function: protein serine/threonine kinase activity; ATP binding. NCBI's taxonomy places the organism in Eukaryota, Metazoa, Chordata, Mammalia, Eulipotyphla, Erinaceidae. Bases 118 to 1242 code for a protein of 374 amino acids. The record is from RefSeq and is a predicted model, not a curated record.
UUGCUCCACCCCCGCCCCACAGGUGCCAACAUUGCUUCUGGUGAGGAAGUUGCCAUCAAGCUGGAGUGUGUGAAAACGAAGCACCCCCAGCUGCACAUCGAGAGCAAGUUCUACAAGAUGAUGCAAGGGGGAGUGGGAAUCCCGUCCAUUAAGUGGUGCGGGGCCGAGGGGGACUACAACGUCAUGGUCAUGGAGCUGCUGGGACCCAGCCUUGAGGACCUCUUCAACUUCUGUUCCCGCAAGUUCAGCCUCAAGACGGUGCUGCUCCUGGCCGACCAAAUGAUCAGCCGCAUCGAGUACAUCCACUCCAAGAACUUCAUACACCGAGAUGUCAAGCCUGACAACUUUCUCAUGGGACUGGGGAAGAAGGGCAACCUGGUUUACAUCAUCGACUUCGGCCUGGCCAAAAAGUACCGGGACGCCCGCACCCACCAGCACAUCCCCUAUCGGGAAAACAAGAACCUGACUGGCACUGCCCGCUACGCCUCCAUCAACACCCACCUGGGCAUCGAGCAAAGCCGCCGAGACGACCUGGAGAGUCUGGGCUAUGUGCUUAUGUACUUCAACCUGGGCUCCCUGCCCUGGCAGGGCCUCAAGGCAGCCACGAAGCGCCAGAAGUACGAGCGGAUCAGUGAGAAGAAGAUGUCAACGCCCAUCGAGGUCCUCUGCAAAGGCUACCCCUCUGAAUUCUCAACAUACCUCAACUUCUGCCGUUCCCUGCGGUUUGAUGACAAGCCUGACUACUCCUACCUGCGCCAGCUCUUCCGCAACCUCUUCCACCGACAGGGCUUUUCCUACGACUACGUCUUCGACUGGAACAUGCUCAAAUUCAUGCGGCCCCUCCCAUGCCAGCCCCCUGCCCUUCCCUGUGGACGACCCCAGGACCAACUAGGGUGCAGCCCGGAACCCGGAGGAUGUGGACCGGGAGCGGCGAGAACACGAGCGAGAGGAGAGGAUGGGGCAGCUCCGGGGGUCCGCUACACGUGCCCUGCCCCCUGGCCCACCUACGGGGGCCACCGCCAACCGGCUCCGCAACACCGCAGAGCCUGUGGCUUCCACCCCAGCCUCCCGCAUCCAGCAAGCCGGCAAUACUUCUCCCAGAGCGAUCUCACGGGUGGACAGAGAGAGGAAGGUGAGCAUGAGGCUACACAGGGGCGCACCCGCCAACGUCUCCUCCUCAGACCUCACUGGGCGGCAAGAGGUCUCUCGGAUCUCAGCCUCACAGACAAGCGUGCCAUUUGACCAUCUCGGGAAGUGAGGAGCCGCCGCCAUUGGACCAGUAUUUGCUUAGUGUCUUCACUGUAUUUUCUUUUUAAACCAAGAACAAAAAAAGAUGGGGAGAAAUACCACUCAAAAGAACAAAAAGGGAAAGGAAAAAAAAAACCAGCACAAAUCUCACAAUGGAUUUUAUUUGACUUUUUUUCUUUUAAACCUAUGUCAAGAAGAUGGGAUGCUCUCAGCACAGAGGAUUCUGGUCCCUUUGUAUUUCCCGCUGCCCCACCUGUCAAGCUGCCCAGCACUCCUGGACACAAGGAGUUGAUCCUAGCCUAGAGGGAGCCAAAGUUGGUUCUCCUGAGGCCAGGGGACUGUGGACUUGACUCGAAGCAGGACCUGCCACCUGUUCUUGAGCCUGUGACCACAGGAGACACAUGCAGCCCUGCCUUCAGGAUGACCAUGGCCAGCUUCCUGUCCUGGUCUUUCUCCCAGCAUCCCCUGAGCAUUUGGGCCCCUUUGCCUCUCAACAGCAACUUGGAGCGGGUGGUGAAGUGGGGUGGGGUUAAGUGUCCACGUGCACGUGUGUUAUGUGUCUGGUCUGUCACCCGGGACAGCCGGUGCCUGCCCCACCUGCCAUGCUGGCCUAUUCUCGUACCCCCAGCAGACACAGGUGGCCAGCGAGGUCCACAUCCCUCAGGAGGGGCACAAGGACUCUCACCAACCCCUGAGAGUGUAGUCUGUGGCAGCCUCCUCCCCUUCCCUGGAUGGAGGGCAGAAUCCCUAGAGACUACUUCCGGAAAGCAGUCUGGCUCCUGGGCUCUAAAUUAAUUCCCUGAUCCUGUUGGCCACCUGGGAUGCCCCUCUUCCUUGGCUCAGCCUUGCUGAGGAGGACCCAGACUCAGGGCUGGCUGCCAGAUUUAUCCAUCCCUCCUAGUUAACACCUAUUUUUAUUUUUUGUUGUUUUUGCCAUGUGUGUAUUUCCUAAUUUAUUUACCUCUAUUUCCCCUUUUUUCUCUUUUCUUCUUUUUUUUAAUUAAAGAGUAAAGCUUUUUAUUACUUUGUAAUUUAAAAAACUGAAAAAAAAUCUGAAGAACUUUGGGGGGACUUUUGUACUUUUUUCCUGUGUAAAUAUUGGACUUUUUUGAGCUUUAUUGUGGUUGUUAAUUUGAAGUAAUAAAGUAGAAAAGGAUAAAGUGA